This is a messenger RNA of Lymnaea stagnalis (great pond snail), 193 nucleotides long. Lineage: Eukaryota; Metazoa; Mollusca; Gastropoda; Lymnaeidae. The record is from the annotation of a GenBank genome assembly.
GAAACUUUUGCCAUGGGUGUAAACAUGCCGGCAAAAACAGUUCUGUUUGAGAGUAUGAUGAAGUUCGACGGGAAAGCGCUCCGCCCCGUGCUGUCCAGCGAGUACACACAGAUGUCUGGACGAGCCGGGCGCCGAGGGCAUGACACCACGGGCACCGUCAUAGUGCUCUGCAACGGGGAAGUGCCGAAUUUGG